AUGCCUCUGAAACAGGACGACCAAGGUCGUCAGGUCGUCCCAAUUGUGGUUGAUAACAACGAGGAGCCAAUCAACAGCGACCGCGUGUUUCCAGUCACCAAUGCCGCCUCCGGGGAAGUCGUUCACUACUAUGCGGGUGCAGAUGUAGCUACUUGCGAUCGAGCUUGCGAAGCCGCGUGGAAGGCCUUUCAGGACUGGAGAAAGUCCCCCGUGGCCCGACGUCGUGAUCUUCUACUCAGAGUCGCACAGCUCUACGAGGAACGCCUCGAUGACCUUGUUCAAGCUCAAAUGAAGGAGACGUCCUGUCAAGAAUCCUGGGCCAAAUUCAACGUUCUGGCAUCGACCAAUUACAUCAAGGAAUUUGCAGCGUGUGUGAGCAGCGUUAAGGGUGUCAUACCGCCGACUGAUAAGCCGGACACCAUGACAUUUGUCUUCAGAGAACCCAUUGGACCUUUUCUGAUCAUUCCUCCUUGGAACGCCGCUGUGGUUUUGUCUACUCGUGCUAUCAGUGCUGCAAUUGUCUCUGGUUGUACAGCAGUCCUCAAGGCAUCUGAGCUAUCGCCUUUGACCCAUUCCAUCAUUGCAGACAUCUUCCGGAAAGCAGGCUGUCCACCAGGAGUCCUCAACACUGUACAAGCCUCGCGAGAAGAUGCCGCUGCUGUGACCGAGAGCAUGAUCGCCAAUGACCACAUUCGCAAGAUUGAGUUCAUUGGAAGUGCAGCAGUCGGCCGUAUCAUCGGCGCAACAGCAGCGAAACACCUCAAACCUACACUCCUCGAACUGGGGGGAAAGUGCCCAGCGAUCGUGCUAGAUGAUGCAAAUUUGGAACAAGCCGCUUCCCUAUGCGCCAAAGGUGCUCUCGCACAUCAUGGACAGAUCUGUUUCAGCACCGAACGCAUCAUUGUGCAGCGCAGUAUAGCGGACAGAUUCAACGACCUUCUCAUCGAGCAGUUCAAAAGCACACCCGGCGGAAUGGCAGUCUCGAAAUCCAUUGCACAAAACGCCAUUGACAUUCUCAAGGACGCGAAAGACAAAGGAGCAAAGUUCCUUUACGGAGAUGGUGGAGAUGACGGAAAGUGUUCCAUCCACCCCACAAUCGUGCUCGUGGACCCAAAGACAUCACCGGAGCACCUUCGCAUCGUUGACGAAGAAACAUUCGGCCCCAGCGUCAGUGUCUACAUCGUAGAGGAUGAUAAGCAAGCUAUCCAACUUGCCAAUCGUAGUGCCUACGGUCUCAAUGCCGCCAUUCACACACAAAACUUGGAGCGUGCCAUCAAGAUGGGUAGAGAAUUGGAGUAUGGCCAGGUACAUACCAAUUGCUCCACCGUCUAUAUCAGUCCUACUGCGCCACAAGGAGGUAUGAAAGGCAGUGGUUGGGGUCGACAGAAUGCUUCGUGGGGUCUUGAUGAGUAUUACUCUACCAAGCAGAUUAGUUGGCAUGGUAAGGACAGUGGUAAUUAG
Aureobasidium pullulans EXF-150 is the source of this 1461-nucleotide messenger RNA. Its product is annotated as aldehyde dehydrogenase. The record is from RefSeq and is a predicted model, not a curated record. Gene Ontology annotation, molecular function: succinate-semialdehyde dehydrogenase (NAD+) activity. NCBI's taxonomy places the organism in Eukaryota, Fungi, Ascomycota, Dothideomycetes, Dothideales, Saccotheciaceae. Bases 1 to 1461 code for a protein of 486 amino acids. The transcript has 2 exons.